AUGUCGAGAAGCUCAAGCGCAUGCCAACAAGGGAGUCCCUGGACAUGGCACUCUGUGAUGAUGCGACUAUCCCGAUUGAGCGUGUUCACUUGGAUGCCUUCCAGGACGCACGACUUCGGGGAUACGUCUGAUCAAAGCGGCGGGGCGGAACAAGAUUGCGUCGAGCUUGAGCGCUCGUGUUCGAGACGAUCUGGAAGCGUAUGUUGUCCAUAG
Molecule: messenger RNA, 213 nt
Organism: Mycosarcoma maydis (corn smut)
Lineage: Eukaryota; Fungi; Basidiomycota; Ustilaginomycetes; Ustilaginales
Exons: 1
Coding region: 1-213 (70 amino acids)
Source: RefSeq, a predicted model, not a curated record